Molecule: messenger RNA, 7375 nt
Organism: Pipra filicauda (Wire-tailed manakin)
Lineage: Eukaryota; Metazoa; Chordata; Aves; Passeriformes; Pipridae
Gene: NMBR
Product: neuromedin B receptor
Exons: 3
Coding region: 1880-2788 (302 amino acids)
Biological process (GO): bombesin receptor signaling pathway
Cellular component (GO): membrane
Molecular function (GO): bombesin receptor activity
Source: RefSeq, a predicted model, not a curated record
UAAUAGCACUUUAAUAAAAAUUUCUUUUUACUCUUUUCAGAACUUACUUACAGUUUCUUCUUUUGUUAUGGAAGAUGCUGAUUCAGGCUGAAAUACUAUGAUUGGAGAAAUGUGAAAUCCUCAUUUCUUAUUACAUGUGGUGGAGCAGGUGAAGCAGGAAAGUGGACAUGAUUUCCUUUUGAGCUCUAAUAGCUGAUAUUCAGGGAUUAAAGAGCCUUUACAAGGAAAGUAGUAUUAAAUGACAUCUUGAAAAUUAACUGAAGAAUAAAGAAAAAAAAAUCAAAGGUAAAAUGAAAGAUUAUCUGUAUAGGAGAAAAACUGUAUAUAGUAGAUGGGAAAAAAAAUUAUAUGGACCAAGUAGAAGUAUGAAUCUUCUUAGAAACACAUACACUUGAGGUAAAUGUAUUGAAUGAAUGAGUCACUGAAGAACAUUAAAAUAAAUCACAGUCCAGAUGUUUCUCUUACUGUAGGCUGUAGCAAUAUGGUUAUAAUUGUGCAAUAACAGGCAAAGCAAAAGAAAAAUAAGAGUCAUUUGGCAAGCUUUGUCGGUCACAUUUUUUCAACUCGUAUUUUAGUUUAUGUGUGCCAACUUGAUUUACAAAAUAAACCUUGCUAAAACACCUUUGUCAAGUUAAACAGCGAAGCCUGUUUUCACCUAUCUCCACUCUAAAAUGUUCUUAUUGAUUUAUAUUCAUUUUGUACAGAUCGAAAGAAUAUGAUGGCAAAUAUUUCAAAAGAAACAAAAGGGAUGUCAGAAAACUCCCACAGAACACUGCAGAAAGAAUUUUAUGUCUGGAGUAGGUUAAAGAGUUAACUAUUCUAGGGUAAUAUUGUCCAAGCCAGGCAAGUCAAAUCAAAUGUUGGAGAAAUUCCACUUGUGUCCGUCUUUACACAGCUGAAAAUGAUUUUUCAGUAAAUAACAUUUUCCUCCCAAGUUAGGCAACUGUUUCUCAAAAUUCAUGCAGACACCUACAUCUGUUAAACUCCUGCCUUUGUGCCUGUGUCCUGUGUGUGCUCUUCAACUCAUACAGAAGCGGCUUAGAUAGAGGAUGGCAAAGUGAGAAAUGGCUGUGAUGUUUAUCCUGGUCAGUGAUCAAUGCAGUGGCUGUGUUGCGCUGGCAACAGCCAGCUUUGCUUUGACUAAUGCAAAUGCCAGUGUCCAGUAGCCUUUCACAGGCCGCAACCUAAAUCCUGGGAGACAGUUUCAAAAGCAUCCCUCCUGUUUCCUGCUUCUUUGAUCAAUUCAGUAAAAGCCUGAAGUGCCGGGGACAGACAAAAUAGCUGCUAAACAGCAAAUCCAGCCCAGUUCUUACCAAGCAUGCAAAUCUCCAUUCAUUUAUUUUAUCUGUUUGGCUCUUGCCAUGACAUGGUACACAACUACCUUGUAUAUUACAUUGCAAUGGGUUAAUACGAAUCGAACUGUUGGAAUCCUCAAGUCUGCAUUUGUCAUGCCCUUAGAAAUUAUGUCAAAGAUCAAGUGUGCUUUCUUUAGGGAAAAGCUUUUACAUGUUUACUGUGAUGAUAAAUUUGUUAGAGAAUAAAUAAUAGAUCUCUUUUCUAUGUGUGCAGAGUGAUGGAACUCUCAAAUAUUCUCCUGAAAAGGGAUAGUUUAAUUGAGUCCUCAUUUUGAAUAGUUUAAUUAUAGAAGAACUUCUGUAUUUAUCAUAUGAGUUUUGCUGCAGAACCAUUCUUCCAGACUAUAUAUUCCUGGUGCUAAAUUAUUUUUAUGUGUUUUUGUAUGUACUAAUGAAAAAAUGUAUAUGCAGUCACAUUCCCUAGGUCUAGACAUGUAUCUCCACUACGAAAUUCUAAAUCUAUGCUGAGAUUCAGCCAAGUUUGAUAGUGUAAUUACAAAUGGAAAGUAAGUUAUUACUAGUUCAUGAAAUUUGUGGAAUGUAUGAGGAAACCUCCUUUGGUGUCCAUUACAGAGAAGUGUGUUUUGGCAUUAACUUCACACAACUUGUCAGAUAUCAGAGAAAAUAACCAGAGACAAACAACCCACAUGAAGCUUGGUGUAAUUACAUCUGCUGCAUACAGGUACAAAGCAAUUGUAAAUCCCAUGGACAUCCAGACCUCCAGUGCAGUGCUAUGGACCUGUCUUAAAGCCACUGCCAUCUGGGUAAUCUCCAUGCUCCUAGCAGUUCCUGAAGCAGUGUUCUCUGAACUGGCUCACAUCAAUGACACGGAUAAUGCCACUUUCACAGCGUGCAUACCAUACCCCCUGACAGAUGACAUGCACCCAAAGAUCCAUUCUGUGCUGCUUUUCCUUGUAUAUUUCCUUGUGCCUCUUGUGAUUAUUAGUAUCUACUACUAUCAUAUUGCAAAGAGUUUAAUAAAAAGUGCUCACAACAUCCCUGGAGAAUACAGUGAGCAUUCCAAAAGACAGAUGGAAACUCGGAAACGUCUGGCAAAAAUCGUUCUAGUUUUUGUUGGCUUCUUUGCUAUCUGCUGGUUUCCUAACCAUGUGCUAUACAUGUACCGAUCUUUUCAUUACAAUAAGAUUGAUCCAUCAACAGGACAUAUGGUUGUUACCUUAGUGGCCCGAGUGCUAAGCUUCUGCAAUUCUUGUGUCAACCCAUUUGCAUUGUAUUUUCUCAGUGAGAGUUUCAGAAGGCAUUUCAACAACCAGCUUUGCUGCAGGAAGAAAGCUCAGCAAGAGAGAUCUGCCAGCUACUUGCGGAACUCUUCUGCCAUUCAAAUGACUUCCCUGAAAAGCAAUACCAGGCACACAGCAACGACCAUGACACAACUGAAUGGGCACAACUUGAAACAAGAAAUGUCAUUAUGAUUUAACAUGUGUAAUUUUUGACUGUGAAACAAAUUUGAACAUUUUAUUUGCAGUUUGUAACUCACUUUUGGCUCUCGUGAUUAGACUGUCUAAGUACUCCAAAUAGAGGUUCUCUCAAAGUCUGGCCAGUAUCAGAUUAUCUCACACCUAGUCUGACUCUUAGAUAGAAAUGAGCAGUACAUUUUAUUGAGAAACCAAAACUGACUGGUGUUACACUGUACUUUAAAGGACAUGCUAGUAUGUGUUUAACAUGAAGGAAAGCAGGGUAUCUGAUAUAAUAUUGCUUUUAAAAGUUUAGAUUUUCUGAUUUGAAAAAAUAUGUAUUUUCAACUGAAUAUUGAUCCAGGCUUAUGUUUUACUCUAAUAGAUUUUGCAUUAUUUUAGCUGUGUGGUAUCUACAAACAUUGCUCAUUAAGACUGUUAGGCAUUUUGGACUCAAUUAAAGGGCCAUUACAACACAUAAAUUCUAGUUUCAGAUAAAAAAGUAUUCAAGUAUUGAGUGCCAGAUCUUUACCUCGUUGAAAUCCACCUUGUUUGUUCACUUUGGUAGACAUACGUGAUGAGAUUUUACUCUUUGAAGCUUCUGUUUGCUGCCGAGGUCAGAAGUUUAUCUGCUAAAAUUUCAUUCUUUUCAUGGUUAACAUAUCAAAAGAAAAAUGUGUGCAACAUGCAGGUUUUCUAGAACUCAGUGUCUGAAAGCUCGUUUCUCUGACUGUUAAGACUGUGGCACCAUUGGUUUAGAGUUUCUACAUGUUAUAUAUUUGCUGCUAACUGAUGUUGUUGAUAUCAGUACACAGCUAAGAAGGAUGCUAAGUGUACUGGGAGGGCUGAACAUUCAAGAAGGUAAAAUUCUGAGUGGCUACUUCACAGGGGUUCUGUGGCAAGUCUUCAUACGGCUCAGCAGGAUCUCAGAGUGCAGAACCCAGAUUAAUACCAGACAAAACCAAACUGAAGGAUGCCAUGCAGGAGCGCACUCAACAUACUCUGAUCGCUAAGGAUCAUCCAGACCAUGGGCCAGACAAGUCCUAGUCUGAAACAACCCCCAACUAAUGAAACAUGGGUGGCUGGCAUGAGUAGCUGGCAUUGGUUGCUCAGUACCAGCUGUUUGCUUUCUGUGUUUUAAGCACAUGUCUUAUGAGGAGUUGCUGAAUGAGCGGGAGUUAUGUAGUCUGGAGAAAAGGAGGCUCAGGAGGACCUUAUCAGUCUCUAAAACUCCGUGGAAGGAGGUUGAAGCCAGGUGGGGGUGAGUCUCUUCUUCCAAGUAAUAACCGACAGGCCGAGAGGAAAUAGUUUCAAGCUGUGUCAGGGAAUGUUAGAUUAGAUUUUAGGAAAAAUGUUUUCACUGAAAGGGUGAUCAGGCAUAUUAGAAUAGGCUACCUAGGUAAGUACUGGAAUCACCAUCCCUGGAAAUGUUCAAAAAGAGUGUGUAUAUAUCAGUUGGGGAUAUGGUUUAGUGGUGAACAUAGUGGUGCUAGGCUAAUGGUUGAAUGCGAUGAUCUUAGAGGUCCUUUCCAAUUUUAACUAUCUUGUGAUUCUAUUCUGUCUUCUAGAUCUACUCCUAAUGCACACACUGUUUACCAGUCUCAACAAGGCUCCAGUACUGUUGAAAAUCUGACACUUUCUUUUCCUGAAGGCUCAUGUGCAUAAAUAGUCCAUGCACUUCUGAAAAUCCUGUCUGAGCUGCCUAAAAAAAUGAUUUUCUAAUGUUUUUGUUAGUCAUUCUAGUGCCAUGGGCAGCAUACAUCUUUGUCAUUAUUCCUAGGAGGACAUUUUCAAAGUACAUGGUCAGUGCAGACCUGGGAUUAAAACAACUGGGAAUGCUGUGUGAGGCUCUAGUACCAAUUACCAUCAUGUCCAGAACAAAUUUGCUAGGAGGAUCUGCUCCUCUUUUUUUCAGUUACAGAUCUCUGCUAGGGAUACUCCAUACAAAGCUUGCAAAACUGCCCUUCAGAUCUCAAGAAAGCAAGAAGUUCAGCCCUAAAAUAAUAUGUUUUUUUUUUUAAAUUUUUUUAAUCAGUUCACAUGCCAACACAGGUAGUCAACUAGGCACAAAGACAGAAACAUAUUUCUGCUGCUCAGGCAAGGCUGUUCAUAUAAAACAGAGCUGGGGGAGUCAGCUCUGAUUCAGAGUUGACUCUGGGGAGUCAGAGCUGAUUCCCCAUUACACAGCUGCACGGUGUCAGAUGAAUAAUUAUUCCCAAGCCAGGUGAGAGGCUAGCUGGGGCAGGGUUUAUUUUGUGUCUGAGCUUCAGAGAGAAAAUGCUCAGUGUCAUUCUUAGGAGAAGGGGCAGUAAUGGCAGAUAAGGGCACCUUGUGAAAUUAUUUUGUUAUGGCCAGUUCAUGAGCCAAAUGUAAUUUUAAAUACCUUUCUCUUUGAAAUUGGAUGGAACUGCGCCAGCACAGAUCUCUCUGUCACAACAUUGUAUCCUCGACUUCUGCAGUGACUUGUCUAAGGUGAAUACUAGAAAGUACACCAGAAAUUUAGAUUGGAUUUCAGAAUUAGUUUCCAGCCUUAUAAUUUCAAAAGCUGAAGUGCUAAUGCAGUGUAGCAACUCACUAUUCCUUUUGUCCUUAUUUAUGCACUUGCAUUUAUUUAGUUCUGUUUGUAACUGUGGAACCAUCGGAAGUUCAAAAUUUCUUUCUCAAUUCCCGUCUUCAAGACUAGUCAUACCCCGCCCCAAUUUUUAAAGCAGCAAGAAGUUAAACUGAUGUAAUCUGUACAUGAUUUAGCCAAUUAUCUGAGAAAAAAAAUCCCCAGUUGUUACCACUCAACAGGGAAAGUAACAGAUUGAAGUUCUUAAUGUCAACCAGCGUGGUCCAGUUGGAAGGACCUAUAGGGUGAUGUAAUGUAGUUAAAGUUGUGUGCAGCAUUCAAAUGAGAAAACUUAUGAAGUUCAGUGUAGUUCAGCUCCAUACUACCUGCCCUAGCUGAUUGCUGUUGCCCUGUGGCUUCAGUGGCUCCUUGGAAGGCUUUACACAAAGGAGCCAAUUGAUUCGAACUUGUAAAUCUCUGUGUAAUGGUUUAGCAAAUUGUCACCUGUCGUGGUUUAGGAAUGGUAUUCCACAAUCUAGUGUUCCCAAAGUUUUGGAUUCUGCACUUCUGAUCAGUCUCGAAUCCUUUUUACUCACAAAUAUUUCACACCUGCAAACCACAAAAGCUUAAUCUUCCUUUGUCAAUUCUUAGUGCUGAUCACUGACUGCAAUCAAGUUUCCCAUUCAUUUGUGCUGUUUUUUUUCUGGUUCCCAGCUCCUGAUUUUGUUUAGCAACUUUCUACACUGCAUAGCAUUUCACAGGACUUCUAAAUCCAUUGUGUUCUUUAUUUCCUAAAUGCAUUUGUCUGAUGGGGACAUUACCAGAUGAUACAGGUGCCCUACCGGAAAAAUAAUAAUCUAAUUUGUAGUAGAUUUGAUGCUUGUGUUUGAUUCAUACUCUUCACUCAGCAUCUUAAAGUGCUGUGUGUGUUAUGGACAGCAUGAGCCAGCUUUCUGGCAGAACUGCAAGCUACAUUAUGUUUCUUUUUGUUGCGAGGGGAAGGUGUUCUAGACUAUAACUCCUUCUUGUCAGGAAAUCAGCACAAUUUUGGUUCAUUAUUUCCCAGGCCUAAUACUCCAAGUCUGUUUUGAGUAAGUAACCUAAACUGUAUAUAGCUCCUCUCAAAUUCUUGUAGCAUGGUGUGCCGGAAUUAGUUAAUCUUUCUGGAGCUUUACUGGAUGUAUUGCUAGCCCAAUAUGCACAUUUUGGAAGUGUCUGUUACUGUGUUUCUGUACAUAUUGUAUACAAGUACAGCUGUAUGUAUAAAGCUGUUUUCAGAGAACACUACUUGCUAACAAUUAAAUGAUUGCAGAACACAUUUUAUGAAGUAUUUUCUUCUAACUGUAGUCAAAGAAACAAAGGAAAUCCAUAAAUGAGAUCAUGUCACCUUUUCACAUACUACAUUUAGAUCUGUGCUAAAACAGUUGUUAAAAUACCACCUGAUUAUUUCUUUCUGUUAUGAAAACUUUCUCAUUUCAGAAACAUCAGUUCUUUUCUGUCUUCCUCUCCUGAAUUUUGAGAUGGUGUCUUUCAAACAUAUUUUUGCAACAAUUGAGAAAACUACCAUCCCUUCUCAGUGUUUGAAAAAUGAGGGAAUAGAGGUAAAUACUGUUUCCUCAGUGUAAGACUUUUUUUUUCUCUAGACUAAAGCUAGUACUGAAUAAGUCUGAUAGCAUCUUGUCACUCCACCCUGUCAGUCAUAAAAGCAUUAUAUACACUGGUGAAUUCUGAAAUGUCAGUAUGGUUAAAUUCUUAACUGACCUGAGACACCACAUUUAGUAUUACACUGUGACAUGAUAAUUAUCCUCAACAAAACCACUUCAGUUACAAUAUGGAACAAAUCUUUGCAACACGCCUACCCCAUAAAUAUUUUUCUUAGCUCAGUCAAAUAGGUUUACAGAAAUUAUGUCCCAGAAGUUAGUCAGGCUGUGAAGUCUAGGCUCAAAGGGGGAAGGUGAUAAGACCGGUGUCGUAGUUCGAGACCCUUAAAAUCCAAUUCUCGAGUCCAAGCCCCCCUCCCACAUCUCACCCCAGUGAGAUGGGUUUUCCAGACA